Molecule: messenger RNA, 2192 nt
Organism: Solanum pennellii
Lineage: Eukaryota; Viridiplantae; Streptophyta; Magnoliopsida; Solanales; Solanaceae
Product: protein TIFY 8
Exons: 6
Coding region: 570-1853 (427 amino acids)
Biological process (GO): regulation of jasmonic acid mediated signaling pathway; response to wounding; regulation of defense response
Cellular component (GO): nucleus
Source: RefSeq, a predicted model, not a curated record
UUAAAAAUAUUUUCAUCUCUUCCAAUAAAUUGCAGAAAAAAGAAAGAACCCCACUAUUAUUCUCCUGCUUUCUCCCUUCCCAAUGUUUAUGUCUCUGUAUAUUUUUUUGAAGGCCAUAGUAGUAGAUGUGAGUGGGCAAUAGAACCAAGAACACAGAACCCAUUUAUGUAUAUGUAUGUGUAAGAAAAAGCCAGUCACUUUUGCAUUUUAAUGCCCCCUUUCUCUCUCUUCUUCUCUUCACUUCAAUACUUGUCUGGUUUUGAACCAUUUUUUUUACAUAAAGGUACUACCUUUAUCUUCUUUAUACCCUAUCAAGACUAGUUUAUGCAUAUUUUGAAUUUAAUUCAUGUGGGUAAACUUGUCUGCAAAAGUUGAUGCAGAUAAGCUAACACUGAAGUACAAUAGCUGUGUGUUGUGACCUUUUCCCCCAUCUUUCUUGUGCAAAGAUUAUUGCUUUUUUGGUUCUUUCUCACCCCCACCCCCUUAACUAGACUUGAUUAUGGAGCUUCAAGGAGAUAGUUGUAUAGGGAUGAAAUGGGUUUGUUGGUGAUGGUACUGUGUGUUCAUGUAUGGCUCACAUCCAAAGUAACAAAAGUGUUAGUGUUACUGCAACUGAAGCAGAUGAAGUGAAACCAGCAGCCACUACUUUUCAUGAUUUUUUGGGUAAAGGGUAUACUCAAGAUUCAUCUCCGGCGAUGUCUGGCAGAGUGGUGUUGCCGUCAGAGGCAUCUCCGUCUGCUUCUGUCUCACUUGGUGCUUCUUCUGGGGGUGGCCGUGGCCCCAUUUCCACUACUUCUGAUCUGGGUUCUGAAAGAGUUGUAGGAAAUCAUUUCGAAGGAGUACCGUUCUAUGGCCUAAGGGGUGAACUUUCAGGGCCUGAGACAAGUAAUCGAUUAUCGGGAACAAAAAGAAGCAAUUCUGACUCUUUGAUGGGGUUAACAAGAGAUAAAUUUGCAAUGCUGCGACCAGACGCAUUGGAGAGCUCGCAUAUGCAGAAGCUACUACGAAAUGCAGGGGGUGAGCGACAUGGACGACCACAGGAGCAAGAAAUGUCCUUUGUUAUGCAUCCGUUGAGGCCACUUCAUCCCUCUUUAAUAUCACAACCAUCCGCCACUGGUAGAACUGAUGUCAAUGCUUCCAAGUGGGAUCGAGUUAUUCCCGUCAAUGUUGGUCCCACCUUGCAGUAUCCUCCACGUGCUAGUCAUGUUUUACCUUUUGGAUAUCAAUCGUCAUCCAGCAGGUUUGGAGAUGCUAAUGCAGGACCUUCUAACAUAUCUCAAGCUGCCGAUGAAGGAUCAAGGACAGGAAUCAAAGGAUCCGGAAUAUUGAGCUCCAUUAAUGCGAGUGGUGGAAUCUCUGAUGGAAGCCUUUCUGGGGUGCCAUUAAGUGGUGCUAAGCAGAAGUCUACACUUCACUUCUCUGACCUAGAAUCUUCUAACCCAAGUCGGCAAGGAUCGUCAUCUGCUGGCUCUCAAAUGACUAUAUUUUACGGGGGUCAAGCCCAUGUUUUCGAUAAUGUCCAUCCCAACAAGGCAGAUGUUAUAAUGUCCUUGGCUGGAUCAAAUGGAGGAUCUUGGUCAACAACAUAUGCUCCAAAACCUGCAGCAAGGCCAUCAACUGGAGAAAACUAUUUGCCUAAAGCAGAGAAUCAGACAACCAAGGGCAAUAACCUAGCUUUAAUAAGAGAGUUGCAUGGCAGGUCAUCUGGCAAAGCAGGUUUCACCCACGGUUUUGGUUCUGGUGAUCACAUUUCCAUCCCUCAAGGUAUCAAUCGAGGGGUUAGCAUAACUAAGGAAGCAAAAAGUGCAGCGCAAGUAGCAGAAAACGUCACUGAUGAAAAACGAGAAAUGUGAUUCAGACUCCAAAUAGGGCUGACAUUGUCACAGAUCCACCUUACUUGUCUUCUAUUCCUUUAUUUUUCACUACUUUCACCCCUAAAAACCAGGUGAACUACCUAUUGAAUCCAUAUUUCCAACCUUGUACCACUCUUUAUUUAGUUGUUGAUUCAAUGGAAGUUUAUCUGUCAUUCGAAAAGGAAUGCAGCAGAUGUUUUUAUAGGCUUGUUUAGGCCUUGAACUCUCAAGACAUGUAUGCUCCAUCUGUUCACUAGAUGCAAUUCCAAUGAUGGUUUCACUUAUCUGAAUUCUGUUUUGCUUAUUCUUGGGGUGAAAUGACUACAGAGGAUUCAUUCA